Messenger RNA from Aspergillus bombycis, 4413 nucleotides. Its product is annotated as glycoside hydrolase family 18 protein. Bases 1 to 4413 code for a protein of 1470 amino acids. Lineage: Eukaryota; Fungi; Ascomycota; Eurotiomycetes; Eurotiales; Aspergillaceae. Gene Ontology annotation, molecular function: chitin binding; hydrolase activity, hydrolyzing O-glycosyl compounds. Gene Ontology annotation, biological process: carbohydrate metabolic process. The record is from RefSeq and is a predicted model, not a curated record. The transcript is spliced from 7 exons.
AUGCUGUUCUCGUUAAGCCGGUUUCUGGCUGUUGCCCUUGCCUGUGCGGGCUCAGUUAGCAGCAACCAUGGUCGUCACCACCGACACCACAGGGGAACAACUGUCGCUCUACAGACUCCGUGGGAGCCUCUAAAACUACUGUCCCGACAAAGCGGCCAAACUGGAGGCGCCAUGUCUACCUCUUCUUCGAACGGUGACUACACUUGUGGUCCCGGUAGACCGUGUGGGAACGGAGCAUGUUGCGGCACAGAUGGCUGGUGUGGCUUCGGGCCAACAUAUUGCGGCGAGGGCUGUCAGUCCAACUGUGAUGCCAAAGCGGAAUGCGGCGAAUAUGCCGCUGAGCCUGGCGCAGGCUGUCCUCUGAACGUUUGUUGCUCUGCGUUCGGCUUUUGCGGUACGACAUCGGAGUUUUGCGGUGAUGGGUGUCAAUCACACUGUAAACAGCCUAAACCUGAUGUCGAGGACAGCAAUCCCCGGAAGGUUGUCAUUGGGUACUAUGAAGGGUGGAAUAUGGGCAAGCCAUGCGGCACCAUGAGCCCGGAAGACAUUCCUAUCAGGAUGCUGACUCACGUUUUUUUCUCAUUUGGCUUCAUUUCCCCGGGAACGUUCCAGAUCGAGAACAUGGCGGAUUUCCAACCGAGUCUGUUUGGACGGGUGACGGAUCUGAAGAUGAAAAAUCCGGACCUGAAGGUUCUCAUUGCACUGGGAGGCUGGACUCAUAAUGACCCAGGCCCUUACCAAAAAGUCUUCUCAGACAUGGCCUCCACCGCGGCAAACCGCAAGAUCUUCAUCCGGAACAUCCUUGGAUUCAUGAUGGAGUACGGCUUCGACGGUGUCGAUAUUGACUGGGAGUACCCAGGAGCCGAGGACAGAGGCGGGAUCCCCCAAGACGGCGAGAAUUUCACUCUACUUCUCCAAGAGCUCAAGGCCACAUUUGACGGACGAUACAUUCUCACGUUCACGGCCCCAACGUCCUACUGGUACCUACGCCAUUUCGACAUCAAGAAGAGUGUGAGAGCGGCCGACUGGAUCAACCUCAUGUCGUACGAUCUCCAUGGGGUCUGGGACCGAAAAAACCCAAUUGGUAGUCAGGUGCUGAGCCAUUCCAAUAUUACAGAAAUUGACCUCGCCUUGGACCUGCUCUGGAGGAAUGAUAUCCCCCCGAGCAAGAUCGUCCUCGGCACUGGGUUUUAUGGACGGACUUUCGCGCUGGAAGAUCCGUCAUGCACGGAGCCGGGCUGCCAAUUCAGUGGGCCUGGCGCCAAAGGCCCUUGUACGGGGACCGCUGGGUUCCUCUCAUAUAAAGGCAAAGACAUACUGCGGUCAAACAAGGCCAAAGCGAAAUUCGACAAGAAGGCAGGGGUCAAGUAUUUAACAUAUGGACAACACAGCUGGAAUAACAUGAAGUCAGGAUCGUCAUCGUCGUCCUCAGCAUUGUCGAAACGGGACGAGGGCAAGGUAGCCGAGAUGGAUAUGUCUUCUGUUACCAGCUGGAUUUCAUAUGAUGAUGCCUCAACAAUCGAGACGAAAGUCGACUUUGCCAGCCAGAGAGGACUGAUGGGCGUUAUGACCUGGGCGGUUGACCUCGACGACGAGCAGGGCCAGCUCAUUCUGGGGCUUUCUGGCGGCGAGAUGGAGUCGACUGACGAUAUUGCCCUCGACGUGACAGAAUUCCCUGGGUCCGUCUCCCACACAAUGCAGGACCCCACGCGGUGCUAUAUCUCAGGGUGUGAGGAGUUCUGCAAAAGUGGCUACACCGCGGUAGGCCGCUCCAACACUGACCUCAACGGCCGCAACCGGUGCGACACAGGCAAAUCCCAGAAGGCCCGUUACAUCUGCUGUCCCUCGUUCUCCGGCCCGCAGCCUGACGAUUGUCGGUGGGAUGACAGUCGGUCCUCUGCCUACAAGGGAGACUGUUCCGGCAAGUGUGAUGUUGGGGAGAUUCUCAUCGUUAACGACAGCUUUGGCUGGAAAGGUAGCACCAAUGGUGGCGAAUACGGAGAUCGAUGCUCGCGUGGCGCCAAGAGCUUCUGCUGCAAAGCCGGCAAUAUGGAACAAUAUCUCAACAUCUGUACCUGGACCAAGUGUGGCGGCGACUGUCCGUCGGACCGGCCCUAUGAGCUCACCACCGAUAGCGGCGGCCCCAAGGAGAAUAGCCGCUGCACCGAUGCCACGAGUGCGCUCGUGGACCCUCGGAAUGCCGAAAAGCGCCGGUUGUGCUGUCCUAGCAAGGACUCGUUCCGGAACUGUGGGUGGAAGUCGGCCAAUGUCUGCUCCAGCACCUGCGGUCUCAACCAGAUCACCCUGGAUCUGGACCCUCUCGGUGAAACUUCCUCCAACAACCCGUGCCACAAUGGCCGACAAAAGGCCUUUUGCUGUGAUCCACCGGGUGGCCUCAACUCUCCGUUCCUGCCGGUGGACCUGGAGAAUCUCUUCCCUCCCGAGCACCGGCCUUCCCCAGAUGCGCUGCCCACAUUCGAGCUGGUGAGCUUUGGCGGAAGGUACACGGGCCCAACCAAGGACGAAAACCCCAACAACAGUGGCGUUGCCUUCUUCCUCGUCGCCGGCAGCUACACUGCUGUCACUUCCAUGAGCAAGCGUGACAACCCGGGGCUCGAGUUCGUCGACUGCCCGGCCGAUGUCCUCUCCCGGCCCAACGAGGAGCACCAGACAGCCCGGGUGGUCUGCUACUCAGACAACGUGCCUGACUGCUUCCGGGUGCAGGAGGGCGGUGUCGAGGGCACAGUUGUUCAGAUGCCUGAAGAGUGCGGGGGCCCAUCGUGGGCGCGCGCCGUCUCCCUCACCCUCUCGAAAAACCAAACAGUCCCCGGCCACCUGGCCAAGCGGGGGGCGACCACCUCCCCCGUGUUUGACUUCACCUUCGACUACAACACGGCCCUGGUCCGCCGGGAUGCCGGGGAGUUCAGUGUACGAAUGGAUUUCUCAAAUGUGCCCGGGUAUUGGAACGCCGUGGUGGACGCCCCGGGUUCUUCAAGCAGUAAACGUGACAUCAACCAGCUCGUAGAUCGAUUCUACGGUUCCUCGGAUGAGUGGUAUACCAAGUUCAAGUCGUUGAAGUUCCCUGCGGCCCAGGGCACCAAGUACACGGAGAAGCUUGACCAGUUGGUGUAUCAUAACCCCCAGAUCUGCGAGUACGAGGGUACAAAGGUCGGGGAAUCCUUGAGCGUUGCUAUGGAAGGCACUACUACCGUUGAGUCCCAUUUUGGGUUUUCAUUGAUUGCCACCUGGCAGCCUGGAAAGUCGUUUGACGUCCAUCAGGCGGCCGGCUUCUUCCACCCGGACGGGGAGACGGAUGUGACCUUCAAGAUUGGCGGUCAGGGCAUCCUGGACACCUCCCAGAGCUUGCAGGGAUCGACCAUCACGAAGAUUCUUGGCGAAGCCAGCCUGGCCGGGAAGAGCGUCUACAAAGGAUGGGCCUCCUUUGACUUGUACCGGGAAAGCAGCGUCUCCCUCCGGAGCGGUGGUGGCAAUUCAGGAGCAGUGGCAGUGGAUACAUACGCAGAAUCCCGCAUCCAGUCUGACUGGGGUCGUGUACUGGUCAAUUUUCCGGCUGGUGCGGUCGACAGCCCGUUAGAGGGUACUUCUGAGGGACGGCGUGCGGACGACAAGGUCAGCACCGCGGAGAAGGAUAAUAUCUCACGGCCGCUCGCAGAGAGCCCCAAGGGAUUCAUUGAGGUUGGGACAACCACCCGCGUUGGGAUCAAGAUGCAUUUGAAGUUUGCGUCCCCGUGGCUGUCCGAUGUUGACGGGAAACUGCCCGAUAUGUCCGUGUCCCAGUCGGUGUAUUCCCGCUGGCACUUCGAGCAUGACGGGGCGAAAUCCUGUCUGACCACUAGUCUGGGCACUACAAUGAAGAGUCAUCUGGAGCGCGGUUCUUACGUCGGAUGGAAGGACAAGGAGACGAAAACCUUCGUGCAGGAGCUGGCGCAGGCCGGAGAACGUCAAUGCUUCACAGGGGACGCGGCGACUAAGCGAGAUCGCAUCGAGCGGCGCCAGCUUGUGAACCCGAACUUCGAUCCAGAUCUAUUAGUCCCCGGAAUUAACCUAGGUGAUGGAGGAUGGAACAACAUGGCAGCCCGGAUCAUGUGCAAUGGGUGCGGAUUUUGCACCACCGAGGGGGUUGUCGAGGAGCCCUGUUGUGGAUGCGCCUGUAUCCCGUGUAGGUAUGGCACCCAGGCCAGUGUCCGGGAUGAUGACUAUUAUGUCUUCCCGAUUUCCGACCAGACCUCGUUAGCCCGGAGAGAUCUGCCGGUCGAUGCGAGCUGCGGACUCCAGGACGCGCAUUGCCUAGGAUCGGACAACAAAACCUGGCUGGACUCAGAUCACCGGGCCCAAGUACCCCUCAUAUCCCAAGCAGGGCCCGAAUGCCGUUCUGGGGCCCCAGGAUUUUAA